Messenger RNA from Eucalyptus grandis, 2067 nucleotides. Its product is annotated as coiled-coil domain-containing protein SCD2. The coding region runs from base 217 to 1833 and encodes 538 amino acids. NCBI's taxonomy places the organism in Eukaryota, Viridiplantae, Streptophyta, Magnoliopsida, Myrtales, Myrtaceae. The record is from RefSeq and is a predicted model, not a curated record. The transcript has 17 exons. Gene Ontology annotation, biological process: cytokinesis by cell plate formation.
GUUCUUACAGGACACGGAAUGACCAAGGACUCAGUAACAUCUCAACCACUCCAUGACCUUUGAAUCAGUCCAACGAAUUUGGUUUACUACCUUGCGUUUUUACAGAGUCUUCUCUCCAAGAAAUACUUCAUUUUAAUGCAACCGCUCAGAAGUCAGGGGUCCUUAUAUUGAUUCCAUGAUCUAUCCCCUCUGCUCAACUGAACCUCUGGCACGCAGAUGGAUCAGGAUCGCCCCUUUUACUCGAACUACGUCCAUGGAAACAGCAGUGGAUCAUCAUCACCGGGAAUGUCGCCAGCUUCCACUUUUAAGCGUCCUCCAAACGUCCAGGCUGCCUCGCAGCUUCUGGCUGCUACCAUGAUGAAGAGGGCUGCUGAUAGUAAUGAAGAUGAGGAUCACGAUGACUUUGAAUUUGGGUCUCCUUCUACUUCAUCUUGUUCCUUUCCCCACGAUAGCCACAGCAAUGUCCCCAAUGCCCUCGGGGGAUCACAUUUGACUCCUGCUACCACGCCCGAGCAGUCUCCUUCAGCUGUGCCAGGUAGAAACUCCAUAAGGUACCUUCAGACCAUUAACUCCAAAUCGGCGGAAAGACCGUUCCCCUCCAUGCCUUCAACAGCUUCAGCAUCACCAAUCAAAACACCAGUUCCAAUACCUCCUAUCCAACUUCCUAAGAGAAAACCAAGAGCUGAUCGAAGAACUCCUCUUGAUGCCCAACAACCCAAUCUAAAUGACACUGGGAAUAAGCAUGAAGUUUCUGCACUCCGUGAUGAACUUGAUAUGCUGCAAGGAGAAAAUUACUCAUUAUGGGAGAAGCUUCAACAAUCUGAAGACAGGUGCAGCAAAGCAGAGGUCAGAGCCAGGGAGCUUGAAAAACAGGUUGCUAAACUGGGACAAGGUCGAUCCCUUGAUGAUGAAUUUGCACGGAGGAGAGAAGGGUUCUUGCGUGAAAGAGAGAUUGCUUUAAAGAAUGGAAGAGACAAGGAAAUUGUAGCUCUUCGUUUGAAAAUGGAGAACUUGAUGGAAGAUAGAGAAGCAGCUAUUACCCAACUUCAGGAAGCAAAUUCUGAGUUGAAUGCUCUACACACGACAGUACAUAGAAUGGUUUUGACGCAGGAUGAGAAGGAAGAGGUUGUGUUGAAAAGAUGUUGGCUCGCUCGAUACUGGGGUUUAGCUGCAAAACAUGGCAUUUGUACUGAUGUAGCACAUUCUAGACAUGAGUAUUGGUCAUCUCUAGCUCUGCUUCCAUUUGAAGUGGUCAUUUCUGCUGGAGUGAAGGCUAAGGAAGAGUCCUGGGGUGCAGGCGGCAACAUUCCAGAUAGAAGAGAACUCGUUAAGGAUACAAGUGAUUUAACAGGUGAAGGAUACAUCGAGAGCAUGCUUUUGGUAGAAGCCGGGCUGAAGGAGUUAUCUACUUUGAAGGUUGAAGAAGCCGUCAGUCUAGCAAUGGCUCAAAGCCAAUCCAAUUUGGCUAGGCAAUCCACCAAUUUCAUAUUUCCUGGUGAUUUCAGAUUCAUUGAUACAUUGGAACUAAGCAAAGAGGAGGCUGAAGACAUUCUUUUCAAACAGGCUUGGUUGACAUACUUCUGGAGAAGAGCUGUGGUGCACCAUAUUGAAGAAGACAUUGCCAGAGAAAGGCUUCAAUCCUGGAUUGGCCGGAGUGGGCAGACACCAAGUCCACAUGAUGCCGUGGAAGCAGUUGAGCGGGGUUCACGGGAGCUGCAGAAACUUGGAAUAGAACGCCAACUUUGGGAAGCAUCUCGCAAGCUCACUGACCACCCCCCACCUCCUACAUCGGCAUCUAGCGUCAUUGCUCUCCUCGAUGGCCAUGAUCAGUGAGAGUUACACCAUUCAUAUUCUCUCCAUUCCCAUACUAGGCUUACCCCAUAAUUUAUGCCCAUCUGCUGCAGCUAGUCUCCACGCUCUCGUGCAUAAAGCUCGUUCAUCAGGACAAACUGUCUGGUUGGGAUUGCAAUCGUUUGGUAGAUAAUUGAUAUUUGGAGAGUGGAUCGAGAACAUUGAAAUCUCCGAUUAUAAGUCAAUGAGAGAUGAAACAAGACGUAUUUUUGGUGA